UAUUAGCAAGAAAGAACAUUUCAGCAACUCAUCCCAAAAAACUGAAAGAUUUUACCGAGAAUUUUAUUUUGACUUUUUUGUCAACAAUAGAGAGAGAGAGAGAGAAAGACGGGCAAUCCCUACCGGUUGGUCAUACAGAAACAAAUUUGAAAGAUAUCUAGUCACGAAGCACGAGAUAUUCAAAAUGAACUCUUUGAAGAAAUAUAAUCCGUUUGCGGAGAAGAAGACUCCAAAGGAGUUAGCGAARGAAGCAAGGCGUGAAACGAGAAAAGAAGUCCGAGUAAGUUUUUGGCCUUUCUUUUGCCAAURAUAGUGAUGAUGAUUUUCGGUCAUUAACUGGCCCACAAGAAACAUUGAAUGCUCCUUGCCGGACGUUCCAACCGAAUUCUGUCGUGGCACUUCCAUCUCUUAUUUUUUAAUUUUUUUCACUUUUCAAAAUCAGGCGUCCCAACGAGGAAUGGACCGAGAACUGCGAGAGCUUGAUCGACAAGAAAAACAGCUYACGAAAGAAUUGAAACAACGCGCAAAAGUUACAAACAAUGGAAAAGAUCCGGCCCUAKCUGCCCUAGCAAAACAGCUGGUUCAAACCAGGAAACAACGCGAGAAAAUAAUGACGGCGAAGGCACAUAUCGGUGCCGUGGGAAUGAACGCGACAUCGAUGGCGACACAGGUUGCGGCGGCAGCCGCCAUUGGCAACGUAAGUCAAGCCAUGAAGACAACAAAUGAGGCUAUGAAUGUAAAGGAAACAACAAAGAUUUUGCAGGAAUUCCAGAGAGAAAACGAAAAGUUAGAGGUUAAACAGGAGUUGAUGGAAGAUGCACUAAUGGACGCAUUCGACAACGACGAGAUCGAAGACGAGGCCGAGCAAGUCACCAGCCAGGUUCUCGCCGAACUUGGUGUUGAAAUGGAUUCUAAAAUGGUCGGACUCGAUGCUCCUACUAUGCAACCUGUCGGUGAACAACUGUCGACCGAAGAACAAGAAGCACUCGACUCAAUGUUGCCUGAUCUUAAGUCACGAUUGGAUGCCUUGUAACAUUUUUUGGGUCAACUCAAUGCAACUUGUAAUGGAGCGCUACAGAUAUAUUUUGGAAAACUUCAAAGCAAUUAUCAUCAUAAUGGUAUCUAAACACUAUCUAACC
Molecule: messenger RNA, 1139 nt
Organism: Pseudo-nitzschia multistriata
Lineage: Eukaryota; Bacillariophyta; Bacillariophyceae; Bacillariales; Bacillariaceae
Source: the annotation of a GenBank genome assembly